Penaeus vannamei (Pacific white shrimp) is the source of this 1334-nucleotide messenger RNA. NCBI's taxonomy places the organism in Eukaryota, Metazoa, Arthropoda, Malacostraca, Decapoda, Penaeidae. The record is from RefSeq and is a predicted model, not a curated record.
GCGCCGCCGCACAACGCCCGCACCUGCGCCAGGGACAGCCCCUUCCCCUCGGAGUGUCCCUCGCGUGGCCCCUCGCGCGCCCCUCGUGGGGAGGAGUCCUUCAUCUCGAGGAGCAGGAGUUCCCUUCAGGAGUUUGUUGUUUGCCCUCGACGGCCCCUUGAAGAUCCACUUGUGCUUGGAGGCGAUCCUUCUGCUUGGCGCGUGUGUGCCUCCGUGACGUGCGUGCGUGCGUGCGUGCCAAGGAGCCGAAGGGCGGACCCGCGGGUGUGUUCUCCUGCAAGUGCCACAGAUGCCGUAGUCGUUAGUGCAAGCGAUCGGUGGACGCGCGCGGAGAGUGGCUCGCGCCGCGUCGAGUGUGUUUGCCUGCGAGCCUCACUUGGCCGCCAAGGAAGGAGAAGGACAGCCUCGCUCGAGUGACACUCGGACAGACAGACGCAAUCGCUUGUGUCGCGUUGCUUUGAGGAAAGAGGAAGGAAAUUGGAUCUACCGCCAGCGCUUCGGAACUCAUCCUCAGUAAAAUGGAGUCUCAUCGAUGCCUGUUGGUGCUGGCACUCAUCUGCCUAGCCAGUGCCAUCACUCACGUAGCCACACAACAGAUCCACGAGUCAAUGGCUCCAGAGGAUCUCCAAAGAAUAUUCCACGUGGAAUCAUCAGAUCAAGUCCCAGCCUACGACGUGGUGCGGCUGCGGUCCCGGCUGCGGCGAUCUGCGGACGGCGAUGAGGUGCGGACGGUCCACCUGCGGGCGCUGGGUUCGUCGCAGAUCCUGAACCUGCGGCCGAACGUCGACUUGGCCCGACGCGUCCCCCUCUUCUUCGCCGACCGGGACCACCUCGGGGGCGUGGCCGUCACCCCGACGUCGCAUGAUUUGGACGUGGGGAUUCCGCAUCAGGAUGAGCAGUCCCUGGCGGCGGUCAUGGUUGCCCAUCAUCCAAUCACGGGCGCUUUGACGAUGGACGGGACCGUCGGCGAGGACCUGGUCAUCGGCCUCUCCCGCCCACGCUCUACCACCUCGCCGAGCCCUCGCCGCCCACGCCGCCCUCGAGCCCGCCCGUGGGAGGGAGCCCCCGGGAGGAGGAGGUGUCCCUCAACCAGCUGACGCCUCCUGACGACGAGCUCUUCAUGGACGAGUUGGAGGAGCUGGAGGACGAGAUGGUGUUCGACGACGGCCUCCCACUCGACAAGGACGACAUGGGCUCGCUGCUCGACCUCCGCCCAGAGGGAACGCCUCGCUGCCCGAGGGCCUGACGCUGCUGAGGCGGAGACGCGGCGCCGAGACCGAAGGCUUCCACGUCGUGUACCGAAGGAGCAGCCCCGGCGUCGACACGGACUACGG